AUGCCCGACGGUUCACGGCUAGAGCGUGGGCUCUCAACCCACGCCGCCAAGAACUGCACUUCCGAGGCGUCAGAGGGAGGAGCCGCAGACGAUUUGUCAUCACAGGCGACCUUGGAGAAACAGCAGUUGCACGCGCUUGCGGCGCAAAGGGGGCUGGACGCCAAACCUGGGUCAAAGGGAAGAUUUUGCAGCAUUGGUCUUUCACUGUUUCUCGUGUUGGUUAUCUUUGUUAGUGUUGGUAGCGUGGCUUGGGCAUUUAAGAAGAUUUCUCCAGCCCUCAAACUAGCACCAGUAGGACGCGUCCUACAUCUGAAGAAGGCGGACGUUGACGAAGGCCUUGAGGGGCAAAAUAGAAUGGAGCUUCUUAAUGAGCACCUUAGUAGGGAGCUUAUUAAGCUAAUGCAAAGACCUGAACGCCUUGAACUUCCAUCACAGGAAAUAGGUGGGAGGGUUUCUGGCGUUUUUCCGGGGGAAGAGGCUGCAGCGGCGUCGUUGGACCGUGCACUGAAGGCGCUGAACUGCGCCUCUGCAGCUACACAGAAAGACAUCGCAGACAGCUACCUAGACGAUGUAUUGAGUGCCUACAAGGACAAAGGCCCCUCGCAGUUCCUACAAGACAUGCAGAAAGCAGUAAAGGAGGCGGCGCCUGCCCAGGAAGAGGGCAGUCCGAAGCAGGCGGAAGCUCAUAGGGCGAGAACUGCGUUUCUCGUGGCUGUCCUAGGCGCCUUUACAGCCAGAGUCGAAGGCUUGGAGCAGCUCAGGACUAUGGCUGAAGCUUUAGAAGGUGAGGAAGCAAGUUUGGAAGAGGAGAACCCAGAGGAGAUGGUAGGGCUUGCGGAUUUGCUGAGGGAGCUGCAGGAUACCUCACAAGAGGCUGCGGAGGCCUCAGCGCAGCAGACGAACCCAGUCGAUUCUUCCGUUCCGAAGUUCAAGGCAAAGCACCUGCUUAACCGCAUCCAUAUUUCAAGACAAAAGCUUCUGACGGACUUGAAGGUGGCUGUUGCCCUGCUAGUGCCUCUAAAUCUCGGAAGGGAUUUGGCCUUGCGAGAUUUAGCGGAACCUUUAGAAGCACGUGGGGGUAUAGCUAUCCUGCGUGCACAGACUAAGAUGUUUAACCGUGAAUCGGAAAUGAUUCAAAUAGCAAUGGAAAACAGCGUGAUUAUUCUUCAGUUGGUUCAUCACCUGGAGACUAUAGGGCAGGGUGAAACUUUCUUGGGAAAGGCCUUUGAUUUACUUGGAGCAGUCCAUCGACUCACGAGAGAAAGAGAUGCUACGGCCACCCAAAGCUCAGACUUCUGGCAGUUUCUUAGAGACCACUGGACCCCAGAUGUCCAUGAUCAACUGUGCGAAGUCCUCAAAAGCAUGGAUGAAGCGGCGGAGAAGCGCAGAUUGGCCGGUCGGUCUUUUCUGGUAACUGGCGUCAAGAAAUGGCGCAGGAGCGGCGUUUCUCAAGCCAUUGAGGUUGAUAUCCUGCUGCUCCAAGCAGCAAUUGCUCUCCUUUGA
Molecule: messenger RNA, 1503 nt
Organism: Eimeria maxima
Lineage: Eukaryota; Apicomplexa; Conoidasida; Eucoccidiorida; Eimeriidae
Exons: 2
Coding region: 1-1503 (500 amino acids)
Source: RefSeq, a predicted model, not a curated record